This is a messenger RNA of Leopardus geoffroyi (Geoffroy's cat), 3193 nucleotides long. It is a transcript of the gene CHST15, whose product is annotated as carbohydrate sulfotransferase 15. The record is from RefSeq and is a predicted model, not a curated record. Bases 1239 to 2924 code for a protein of 561 amino acids. Gene Ontology annotation, molecular function: N-acetylgalactosamine 4-sulfate 6-O-sulfotransferase activity. Gene Ontology annotation, biological process: hexose biosynthetic process. Lineage: Eukaryota; Metazoa; Chordata; Mammalia; Carnivora; Felidae. The transcript is spliced from 8 exons.
CCCUUUUGUAGCCGGGGAGGCUGAGACCUGUGGGGGUGAAAUGAUUUGCCCCCGAUCCUUCAGCGCCAUUGGUGAAGAGUAUUUGGGAGCCUGACCCUUCUGCUUCCCCAGCCCUUCUGACGCAGGCUCUGUACCUCCCCUUAAAAGUCAUUUUCCUGAUGGAGGAAAUACUUUGUGCCUGCCACUGUGCUGGAACUCUCAUGGGGAGAGAUGGAGAGUAGACAGUUUCCCAAGUAUCAGAACAGAUAGUCAGAAGUGUCUGCGAUGGGCAGUGGCUGACUGGGUGAUCGGGGAAGGAUUUUCCGAGAAGGUGACAAGUAGGCGGACCCUUGAAUGAGAAGGCACUACCACCUGAAGCUCUGGAAGAGUGUCCCAGGCAGAGGGAACAGCAAGUUACAAGACCCCAACAGGGGACCAGUUGAUGGGAUGGGAGAGCUGGUCAGAGGACUUGGUUUCUACCGUACUUGGGUUGACGUCCAUGCUUCUGUCUUCCUCCAAAUUACCAUUUACAGCUCGCCGCACAACACUUGUCCAAAUGGCUAGUGGGGGGGGGGGGAGCAGGAGAAACCCCCAUCCUCCUUGUCCUCUCCCUGAGGGUUUGGCUUGUGAGCAGAAGUUAUUUUUAUGCAAACACACGCUUGAGGGCAAAGUCUCAGGGUGGACAGCUGAACCCACACUCAUCCACACAAGACCGAAAUGGUGCCGUGAGUUCCCAAAGGUGGUCUGACAUUUUAAAGGUUCUGCUCCCCCUGAAGAGGAAACAUUUGAAAGGAACACGAGAUGUAAAAGAAGAAACCUUCACGGGCGUCUCCAAGGAUGGAAUGCCAACCCAUCCCUCACUGAGACCAUGAUCUCUUCUCAUCCCUUGGAUGUUUCCGUGUUCUCCAGCGAGAAUUCUUCCCCUUCAUCUUGUGCCAUGGGAAAAACCUGAAGGGCAGGCAGAAUUGUUCCCAGACUUGGGGAUUUUUCUGAGGUUUCAGCGGCUCUUACGGGACAUGACAAUUGGAGAUCACUUCUUUUUGUUGUCUUUCAGAGUCGAACCAAAGAAGGCACUUCCUCACUGUCUAGUGCUUUGGCUCCUGCUCAUUUUUAUAUUUGUUUCCGUUGCUUGUGCCUUAAAACCAUCUUACGUAACCAGAAGACAUCCUUAAAAAGUGUUCCCAGCGCGACUUGCAUGCAUCUGGGCUCCGCAGGGGCUCUCCCAUGGCUCUGUGGGCCAGCAGUCCAAGGGCAUUACCAUGAGGCACUGCAUUAAUUGCUGCAUACAGUUGUUGCCCAACAACGAGCACAAACAGCAGGUUGGCUGCGGAGGAGGCCCCCUUCACAGUCACCCGGAGUGCCCCGCGUGCAAAGGAGAGAACAAAAUUGUGCUUCGUGUGGACGGUAAGCAGAUGAACUUGCUUGCUGUUCUCGAGGUGAGGGCUGAGGGCAAUGAGAGCUGGGGCAGGUUUCUGCGCUUCAAGAAGGGGAAGCGAUGUAGCCUGGUUUUUGGAUUGAUGAUCAUGACCUUGGUGAUGGCAUCUUACAUCCUUUCUGGGGCCCACCAAGAGCUUCUGAUCUCCUCACCUUUCCAUUAUGGAGCCUUCCCCAGCAAUCCCAGCUUGAUGGACGGUGAAAACCCGAGUGACACGAAACAGCAUCAUCACCAACCCUCUGUAAAUAAUAUUUCGUACGUGAAAGACUACCCAAGCAUUAAAUUAAUUAUCAACAGCAUCACAGCCAGGAUAGAGUUCACAACCAGGCAGCUCCCAGACAUAGAAGAUCUCAAGAAGCAGGAAUUGCACAUGUUUUCGGUAAUCCCCAAUAAAUUUCUUCCAAAUAGCAAGAGCCCCUGCUGGUACGAGGAGUUCACGGGUAGGAACACCACCGACCCCUACCUCACCAACUCCUACGUGCUCUACUCCAAGCGCUUCCGCUCCACCUUCGACGCCCUGCGCAAGGCCUUCUGGGGCCACCUGUCCCACGCCAGCGGGAAGCACUUCCGCCUCCGCUGCCUGCCGCGCUUCUACAUCAUCGGGCAGCCCAAGUGUGGCACCACCGACCUCUACGACCGCCUCCGGCUGCACCCGGAAGUCAAGUUCUCCGCCAUCAAGGAGCCCCACUGGUGGACCCGGAAGCGCUUUGGAAUCGUCCGCCUGAGAGAUGGGCUUCGGGACCGCUACCCCGUGGAAGAUUACCUGGACCUCUUUGACCUGGCCGCACACCAGAUUCAUCAAGGACUGCAGGCCAGCUCUGCAGAGGAACAGAGCAGGAUGACUAGGAUCAUUAUCGGGGAGGCCAGCGCGUCCACCAUGUGGGACAACAACGCCUGGACGUUCUUCUACGACAACAGCACGGAUGGAGAGCCGCCCUUUCUGACCCAGGACUUCAUCCAUGCCUUUCAGCCAGACGCAAAACUGAUUGUCAUGCUCAGGGACCCCGUGGAGAGGUUGUACUCCGACUAUCUCUACUUUGCAAGUUCGAAUAAAUCUGCUGAUGACUUCCACGAGAAAGUGACAGAAGCUCUGCAGCUGUUUGAGAAUUGCAUGCUCGAUUAUUCCCUGCGUGCCUGCGUCUACAACAACACCCUCAACAAUGCCAUGCCUGUGAGGCUCCAGGUCGGUCUGUAUGCUGUGUACCUUCUGGACUGGCUCACCGUGUUUAAUAAAGAACAGUUCCUCGUCCUUCGCCUGGAAGACCACGCCUCCAAUGUCAAGUACACCAUGCACAGGGUCUUCCAGUUCCUCAACCUCGGACCCCUAGGCGAGAAGCAAGAGACCCUGAUGACAAAGAGCCCCGCGUCCAACGCGCGACGCCCCGAGGACCGGAACCUGGGCCCCAUGUGGCCGGUCACCCAAAAGAUCCUGCAGGACUUCUAUGGGCCCUUCAACGCCAGGCUGGCCCAGGUGCUCGCGGACGAGGCGUUCGCCUGGAAGAAGACCUGAGGGUCGGGGUCCCCCUGCGGUUUCCACGGUUACCGUGAUUUAAAAAUCUCUCUUUGGGGGGCGGGGCCCUCUUCCUCAACAGCGUGGAGAAAACCCCCAGAUGAUUCUUCUUCCCCUCCCUAGGCACCUGUUUAGUAUAACCGUUUGUGGUGUGAAACAACCUGGCAACUGACCCUUCACGGGGCUCCGCCAUCCCGGGCCAUUGGAACCUCCACUUGGGAACCGUUCCCUCCUGCGGCACAGUGGCCGGGCCGCGGGGUCCAGGCGGG